AACUUGAGGUAAACCUAAAUUUCUCCGUAAAACGAGGUCACACCAUGUACCGUCCUCCGUUAACUGACCAGUCGUGUUUCGAUCGUUCAUCGAGAACUAUCACUUAUCAAAGAAUGUAGAUGUAAAUCUGAUUUUAAAUAAAAAUGAACAUCCAAAGAGUAUCGAUCGUUCAAACGAUAUUGUUAUUUGUGAUGUACUCAUUAUCGGAGUCUAAAGUGAACGUAGCAAAUCGUCAAGAGGAUACAAAAAUCAUUCUAAGAGAUCAAGAGUCGAUGAUAGAUCUUAAAACGUUGUUGAGACAAGCGGUGAACUCAUCAACGUCGACUGAAAUAACAGCAACUAGACAAGGACCUUGUCAAUGUGCCCUAGGUGUUUGUGGUUGUUGUUCGAGAAUACUUUUUUCCACUUGGAAACAAAAGGCAUGCGUUAACGUGACUUACGAUCCAGACGAGUUCAGUUUCACUGCUAACGUUCUGAUGAACGACAGGGUUCUAUACACUAGAACGGUUUCUGGUAAAAAUCCUAGACCAAUUUGCGUGCCUGUGCCAAGGAUACCGUACGUUAGGGCCUGCGUGAGAUUCUAUAAUAUUUUUUUUCAAGGUAGAAACAUACAUCUCUGUGUCAACAUGGAAGGAAAGUUUAGAGAUACCACGUUGUUCAAAGUUGGAUUAGAUUGCAUCCGAUUUGGUUCAAACGGUUUAGCUCACGUAAAGCCGGAAGACGGGGGUGGAUUAGGCCAAGUCGAAAUUUUUCCAGGCGAUGACGAUACCGAUUAUAAUGAUGAUUACGAUGACGAUGAUGACGACGACGAUGAUGACGACGAUGAUGACGAUAUAUUAGAUUUUUAAUUAAUAAUUGUCUUUAUUUAUAUACCUCGACAAUUAUUAUAGGAUUUUGAAAAAAAUAUUUGUUCUAUUUAUAUAUGUAUAUAUAUAUAUUUUUUUAAUG
Molecule: messenger RNA, 948 nt
Organism: Vespula vulgaris
Lineage: Eukaryota; Metazoa; Arthropoda; Insecta; Hymenoptera; Vespidae
Exons: 3
Coding region: 144-848 (234 amino acids)
Source: RefSeq, a predicted model, not a curated record